GAAAGAAACCUUUGUUUUCCGGUUGAAUCUCCAGCUGUUGAACUUGACGCUCUCGAGUGGAGCUACUUUCCAGCGGCGGAUUUACAAAGAGAGCCUGAACCUGCAGAGAUGGGGGUCAAAGUUUACUACACCACGGUCACCGCUUCACGGACGGUGAAGUCUCAACAAGCCGAGGUCCUCCGGAUUCUGGACAGCAAAAGCAUUAAGUACGAGCUGAUCGACAUCUCUGUGGGCGGUGAGCUACGGGAGGAAAUGAGAAGCAAAGCGGGCGACUCCACCGCAGCCCCGCCUCAGUUUUUCAAUGAGGACCAGUAUUGUGGGAACUAUGAGAUGUUUUCAGAGGCAGUGGAAGCAGAUACAGUGGAACAGUUCCUGAAACUGGCAUGAGGACGGCGCUCCUUCUAAAGCCGACCCCCUCCUCCCUCCACCCGGAGCCCCGUCACUGACAGCGUCUGCACCCUCUCUACGCCAUCAAGAAGAAUGCCAAAUAUCUUGAAUCAAUCUAAAGAAAAACAUUCCCCUCUUUACUGAAAAUAAGUCUUAAUCUAUUUUUUUUUAGAUCCUUACACCUGUUAGACUAAAAGUUAUGAAGCAGCUCCAAAUCCAGCAGGAAUCAAUGAGGUUAAACUAAUCUUAGCCAUGGCUGCUGGAUGGCUGGAGAUUAAACUAAUCCACUGGAUGAUAAGAAUCAACUCGGAAGCUUUCUGUUUCUAACCAUCAUCAUCAUCAUUAUGAGUUAACCGCCUUAAUCAGUAUUUCAUCAUUUCUACACCAUGAUCCACUGAAGGAACACAAGCCCUCAAAGUUUAAACUCUUAAAGUUUGAUAAAGUCUGUUACUGAUC
Messenger RNA from Cyprinodon tularosa, 843 nucleotides. RefSeq names its product SH3 domain binding glutamate-rich protein like 3 (gene sh3bgrl3). Gene Ontology annotation, cellular component: cytoplasm. Bases 109 to 387 code for a protein of 92 amino acids. NCBI's taxonomy places the organism in Eukaryota, Metazoa, Chordata, Actinopteri, Cyprinodontiformes, Cyprinodontidae. The transcript is spliced from 3 exons. The record is from RefSeq and is a predicted model, not a curated record.